Dryobates pubescens (Downy woodpecker) is the source of this 1389-nucleotide messenger RNA. RefSeq names its product transmembrane protein 25 (gene TMEM25). Lineage: Eukaryota; Metazoa; Chordata; Aves; Piciformes; Picidae. Gene Ontology annotation, biological process: negative regulation of excitatory postsynaptic potential. The record is from RefSeq and is a predicted model, not a curated record.
AUGGUCGGAGCCGGGCCGGGUCCGCCCCUGCGCCUCUUGCGCGGCUUCCCGUGCGGAGCCAGGCGCAGAGCCGCAGUGCGGGACAGGCUGGACGCGGCAGCGGCAAUGCUCCAGCGCUCCGGGAUGACAGGGAGCCGGCGCGGCCGCGGCUUUUGUCCCGCUUCCAGCUGCCACUCUCCUAGCACUGAGUGUGGCCGUGUGCUAUGGGGCGACGCGGGGGCUACCCUCGUCCGCCUGCUGCUGCUGCUGCCGCUGCUGCUGGUUGGCCUCCCGGCGCUCUGCUCCGCAGGGCUGGGGGAACUGGGUCCCACCAUCGACGGACAGCGGCUGACAGUGUGUACGCUGCGGGAGGGGGAGAGCAGCGCCUUCACCUGCCGGGCCCCCAGGCCGGUCCCCGGUGCCGCACUGGAGUGGUACCUUGACGGCCGUAGGCAGAAGGCGAACUGCUUGGCCACGGGCACUGCCAGCACCCUCACCCUUACUGCCCGGCGGACCGACCGCGAGCUGAACUGCUCCCUGACGGACCUGGCCACCGGUGAGACCUACAACGCCUCCAUCCUCCUCGACGUGCAGUACAAGCCGGAGAUCCUGCAGGCAGACGCCCACUACCAGGAGGUGGAAGAUGCUGGGCUCCUCCUGGUGCUCUUCGUGCUAGUGCAAGCCAACCCCCCUGCCAGCGUCACUUGGGUGGACCAGGAUGGGCACGUGAUGGCCAACGCCUCUGAGUUCCUCCUCCUGGGUGCCACACACUACCCAGGGCUGACCAACCACUCCCUUCGCAUCCACCUGGCCCGCGCGGCCGGCAACUUUUCUGUCAGUGCUGCCAACAGCGUGGGCAUUACUACUGCCUCCAUCCUACCCCCAAGUCUGCUGGAUACUCGCGUGGAACUACCCCUCCUGGGCGUUGCUGUUGGAGCAGCUGUGGCCCUGGGUGCCCUGCUCAGCCUGGGCUCCUGUGCUGCCUGCCUUGUGUGCCACCGGGCCAAGCCAGUGCCAGGCAAGGGGGGAGCAGAAGGGAGCAGCCAGCUCAACCACUGCUCCCACUGCGGUGGCUCUGGUCUCCUGCUGCCCUCGGGCUCACGCCUGCCCCGCCAGACCCAGUCACUGCCACCCAACCUGCGCCUCAGCGACUUCACACAGGAGCCCAGCGCUUCCUCUAAGGACAUAGGAGCUGGUGCCAGGGGAGAGGAGAGCACUGUACUGGGGCCACAAAACCCUCUGGUCUUCAGCAAGCUUGGUGAGGGGGGCACAAGUGGGCAAGCAGCCCUGAAAACCAUCAUCCUUUACGGCCACCCCAAAAGGUGACAGCACCAAGUGUUUUUGUCUCACAGGUUUUAUCCAGUUCCCAGUGUCUGGACGCAUCUACAAAGUGCCCAGCACCAGCAGUGA